AUCCACUCUCCGAGCACCUCACAGGCCGAACAGUGCUCCUCUCUUGCCUUUGUGUCUGCAGAGCGAAGGCUUGAAGGAGUGAUCACAGGGGGAGAAUAUAGCUCCUAAGGAUGCUUGUAGAAGUUGGAUUUCUCUGCAGAACUUGGGAUGCUUGAGAACUUUCACUAACGGACCAACUUUUUCAAACUUUCCACAACAUUACAUUUCCCUUCCCUUUUCACAGGGUUUAGAUCAAACUUUUUGAUCGUGCAGCUUCAUACUGUGAAGUCCAAACUCGGGGGUGUGUGGUAGCUCCGGACCAUGCUCUCCCUGUGCUUGUUCCUGCUCUCUUGCCUGAGCCUUGUGCCUCUGGCCCCAGCUGAGAAGGGCUUGGAGUUCCCACAGUAUGAUGGGAAGGACCGGGUCCUGGACAUCAAUGACAAGAACUACAAGAAAGCCUUGAAGAAGCACAGCAUGGUGUGCAUGUUUUAUCAUGGACCCAUACCAGACAACAAGGAGCUGCAAAAGAAACACCAGAUGACUGAGCUGGUGCUGGAGCUUGUUGCUCAGGUUAUGGAAGAGAAGGAUAUUGGGUUUGGGAUGGUCGACUCCCACAAAGAUGCAAAGGUGGCAAAAAAACUGGGCCUGGAGGAGGAGGGCAGUGUGUAUGUUUUCAAGGCCGAUCGGGUGAUCGAGUUUGACGGCUUGCUCUCGGCUAACAUUCUGGUGGAGUUCUUGUUGGACUUGUUGGAGGAGCCAGUGGAGGUAAUAGGAAAUGCUCUGGAGCUGAGAGCCUUUGAUAGGAUGGAGGAAGACAUUCGCCUCAUUGGUUACUUCAAGAGCGAGGACUCUGAGCACUAUGAAGCAUUUAAAGAAGCUGCAGAGCAGUUCCAGCCCUACAUUAAGUUCUUUGCCACUUUUGAGAAAUCUGUGGCCAAGGAGCUGACUCUGAAGCUGAACGAGGUGGAUUUCUACGAGCCCUUCAUGGAGGAGCCAGUCACCAUCCCAGGCAAACCUCACUCUGAGGAGGAGCUGGUGGAAUUUAUAACUGAACACAGACGACCAACUCUGAGAAAGCUGCGUGCAGAAGAUAUGUUUGAGACCUGGGAGGAUGACAUUGAGGGCAUCCACAUUGUUGCGUUUGCAGAGCAGGAGGACCCUGAUGGUUAUGAAUUCUUUGAGAUCCUGAAGGAGGUGGCAAGAGACAACACUCACCUGCCUGACCUCAGCAUCGUUUGGAUUGACCCAGAUGACUUCCCUCUGCUGAUCCCCUACUGGGAGAAGACCUUUAAGGUGGACCUGUUCAGACCACAGAUUGGAGUUGUCAAUGUUACAGAUGCCGAUAGUGUGUGGAUGGAGAUGGAUGAUGAGGAGGAUCUGCCCACUGCUGAGGAGCUGGAGAACUGGAUCGAGGAUGUUCUCUCUGGCAAAGUCAACACUGAGGAUGAUGAUGAUGAUGAUGAUGAUGAUGAUGAUGAUGAUGACGAUGAUGAUGAUGAUGAUGAAGAUGAUGACAAUAAUGAUGAGGAGGACGGUGGCAACAAUGACGACAAUGAUGACGACGACGAUGAUGAUGACGAUGAUGAUGAUGACGACGACGACGACGACGACGACGAUGAUGACGAUGAUGAGGAAUAAUCCGUAGCCUAAUCCUAGAAAAUGUUGACUCCUCUGUAUUUUUCUUCAGGUUGAGUUGAGCAUGGAUUUCAGACAAACUG
Molecule: messenger RNA, 1697 nt
Organism: Plectropomus leopardus (leopard coralgrouper)
Lineage: Eukaryota; Metazoa; Chordata; Actinopteri; Perciformes; Serranidae
Gene: casq2
Product: calsequestrin 2
Biological process (GO): regulation of cardiac muscle contraction by regulation of the release of sequestered calcium ion
Cellular component (GO): Z disc; sarcoplasmic reticulum lumen
Molecular function (GO): calcium ion binding
Source: RefSeq, a predicted model, not a curated record